This is a messenger RNA of Megachile rotundata (alfalfa leafcutting bee), 1589 nucleotides long. RefSeq lists its product as uncharacterized. The record is from RefSeq and is a predicted model, not a curated record. Lineage: Eukaryota; Metazoa; Arthropoda; Insecta; Hymenoptera; Megachilidae.
GUACAUUAACAGGUUACCGUUCGAUUCCAUAGAGCAUCGCCAUAGAGAAUACGCCCAACGAACGAAUGCAAGGAUUUAGCUGGUUGUUCGAAAUAAAUUCGAUAAGAUAAAUAGUGAAGUGAUCUUCGCGACUGUAACGUCGACAGCGAGCAUUACUCAACGGCUAAAGCACGAUAUUUUACUAGUCUCUCCUCUGUUUCGAUUCGCGCUUGCAGUUUCUUUCGGAGCAUCGGUAUACCCUUCGAAGACGGAAGUUUCGUUUUCACUUUCCUACUUUCGACGUUUCUCCUUUUAGGAAACGUCACCGCUGUGCGAUCUCGCGAAAAUCGCGAAUUCGAUUAGUCGCUAAUUUCGAAGCGCGCGACGAGCCCUUCGCGUUUUUUCCUCGCGAACACUGUUCAGUCUCGAUGGUCGCAAACGAGGGCCAAUCGAGCACAAGGACGGAAUAGCUAAAUCGUCGUCGUGAAAAUGAUCGCUAGCGACAAGGUUGCGCGUAACGCGCCCAAAUGGAAUUUCAAUAGGUAGAACCGCUGCCCGUUGUCCGCGCGGUACGAUCCUCGAUCGCGUUCUCCCCAAGGUCGAACGUUUCCUCGAUUCCCUGGAAUUACGGCCGUUUCCAAUUUUCGAGGCGGCCCUCGUCGAACAUCUCCGCGAAAAAGACGCGAAAAAGACGCGUAAAACGUUCCGAGCGUGACGCGAUUCGACGGCGACCGAGAGGACCCCGUCACGCUCGUUCCUCGACGAUCGUUUCGGCUCGGUUUGGACAAUGGCCAAGGACGCGUUACUCAAUCUCGCGUCGGUAACGAACGUGCUUCGACACGAGGUUACUCGUUUUCGAUGCAGCCUCGCGACCAGCGCGAGGCAACCCGACGCGAAGCAACGCCCAGAGGUUAACAAUUAUGCGCGAUUACGCGAGAGGCGAAUAUUCAGAAUCGGUGCACGUACCGUCGACGCGUAUCGUCGCGAUCGAACCGGUAUAAAAGAGGGCUACACCGCUGUUUCGAGCAUCAAUCGAUCGUCAACGGUCUUCCAAGCUUCUCGCAUCUCCUCGACAAACUACAACAUGAAGUGCAUCGCGGCCGUCGCUCUGCUCGCCCUGUUCGGCGUUGCUCUGGCGAAACCUCUGGAAACGGAAUCGCUGGAACCGACUUCGGCGAUAGCCGAAUCACCCGUGGCCGAAACCGAAAACGCGGCAAGGGACAAGAGAGGAUUGCUGGUGGGUGCGGCUUACACCGCUCCCGUGGCCUACAGCGCGUACACCGCUCCGGUUGCCUACACGAACGCCUACAGCUACCCUUACGCGGCCUACUCCGCUUACCCCUACUACGCUGCCGCUUACACCGCGCCCUACUACGUCAUUUAGACGCGACCGUCGUCGGGACAGUACGCUUUCGGCACAGGACCACGCGACGACUGCGUCCCGAUCUCCGCGCAACGGCUCCAAAAGGAGAGCCGUCCGGACUCGAUCGAGAUGCACGAACAUAUUACCCCCCUAACAGCCCAUCUACUAACAAUCGAACGUGUAUCGCUUUUUAUACGAUAGACUAAACCGUGUAAUAAAGUUGGUUGCAAACUACAUACAUAGAAAA